UCAAGGUCCCCCGAUCCAGAGAGCCGGGCAGAACGAGCGAAAAUGAGCCUAGACGAUGUGUCGAAGGCGUUCGUGGAACACUACUUCUCGACUUUCGAUUCGGACUGAGCCGCGUUGGCGAACCUGUACCGGGAGGGCUCCAUGCUGACCUUCGAAGGCCAGAAGAUCCAGAGCUCGCAGAACAUUGUGGCCAACCUCACCAGCCUCCUCCUCCAGCAGUGCAAGCACACCAUCAACUGCCAGCCAUCCGGCCCCGCUGGCGGCAUGCUCGUCUUCGUCAGCGGAAAUCUUGAGCUCGCUGGUGAACAACACGCACUCAAAUUCAGCCAGGUAUUUCUUCAAACACCUAAUAAGCUGACAAUAUUUACUUAAUGCUUGUUUCUGAAGGCAUAGCCAUCGGUUUAUGCACUCGCCAGAGCAAUAUACGGCGAGUGAAAAAUCAAUCUUUUGAUUGCUUGAACACGCGAACAUUUUCCAAGUCUUUCUCGUAGUCUACUAACAGCCUUGAGCUUUUUAACUUCCAACGUAUUUAUAUCAAGGUCUCACUUGACCAUUUUCCUAGGGUUCAUCUCCCGACAGUUUUGUCACGGUUGUUGUAUAUGGCUGGAUAAGGAAUACAUGAAUGUUUGGCCGAGUUAAUGGCUAGAUUGUUACCUUAUGCUGGAUUGUAGUAUAGCUGGUGAGUUAGGUUAAUCUUUGCACUACAACGUUAGGCAUUUGGUAUUUAAAUGGGGAAUCAAUUACUUGUUGGCAAAUAUAUUCUAGCUUUCCUCGGUGCCGUCCAUCGUAAUUCUUGCUUGUAACUCUGUUUCAUGCGUCAUUGUUCCUAACUUAUGAAUGCUUCUGUUUCUCCUGUAAUUCCUGCCUUCUAUGUUAUGCCUCAAUUUUGUGUAGAUGUUCCAUCUGAUACCGACACAACAGGGGAGCUUUUACGAGUUGAAUGACAUUUUUCGCUUGAAUUAUGCACGAGCAGUGUUAAGAUUCUGUAGAUGUUCCAUCUGAUACCGACAUUUUUCCCUUGACAGACGAGUCUUUUUUUGAAAAAAUACAAAAUAAAAAAAAUAAAAAAUCAUUAUUUGACUUCUAAAAUUCAAUCCAGAUUGUGCCAUUGCUUUUCUGUCUCUCUUUCUGUUUUUUCCUCUAACAUGGAGGUGGCGUGAUCAUGGCGAUGUCUAUGAAAUGCUACCACCAGAAUAUUUCUGUCAUAAGCAAUCAAAAAGUGCUUUUUGAGCUCCAAGAUUAUAAACGUCGUUCUUUCAUUAGUCCCCUUUCAUAUGAUCAGUUUCACUUUAGUUAAUAGACUGAGAUUGACUGGCAAGGGGACAAUCAAAACUGUACGAGAGUCCUACGUCCGCAGUUGCCUUCGACGGUAGCAGUGCAUUGCAUGUGACGUGUAUGGUAUAUAAUGUGAAUCUGAAUAGCUUGAUUCUCUAACCUUCACUUUUUCAGUUUCCUAGUCAUCAACUCCUUUGUCCCUUCCUCCCAAAGCAAAACUUAACCUCUAUAAUCAUCUUUCCUUCUCAAUUCCGUUGCCACUCCUUGUGAACUUUAAGAGAGACUACAGAGAGGUCUGGUGAGGGUUUAGAAAGAAAGAGAUCAAUCGAUCUGUAGAAGAAGAAGAACAUGUCGGAUUGGGGGCCGGUGUUUGUGGCCACGGUGCUCUUCAUACUGCUCACGCCGGGGUUACUGAUUCAGAUGCCGGGGAAAAAACGCUACGUAGAAUUUGGCAACUUCCAGACGAGUGGAGUGUCCAUUCUGGUUCAUUCCGUCAUCUAUUUUGCUCUAAUAUGCAUCUUCUUGUUAGCUAUUGGAGUCCACAUGUACCUGGGCUCAUAGCUCCCAGAAUAAACACCAUCCAUAUCUGCAAGUUCCCGAUCUAGUGGUGACGUCGUGUGCUUCUAAUCUCUGUUGUCAUGUCCUAUCUAUUUCUUCUAUAAUUAAAUUGUGUGCUUCUAUUACUUGUAUUGCAAUUUUUCCAUUGAUUCUCCCUAUUAAUGACAAAUGGUUUGACUUGUUUGCA
Molecule: messenger RNA, 2020 nt
Organism: Carya illinoinensis
Lineage: Eukaryota; Viridiplantae; Streptophyta; Magnoliopsida; Fagales; Juglandaceae
Exons: 1
Coding region: 1624-1836 (70 amino acids)
Source: RefSeq, a predicted model, not a curated record